This is a messenger RNA of Diospyros lotus (date-plum), 1170 nucleotides long. RefSeq names its product zinc finger protein ZOP1. Gene Ontology annotation, cellular component: nucleus; precatalytic spliceosome. The record is from RefSeq and is a predicted model, not a curated record. NCBI's taxonomy places the organism in Eukaryota, Viridiplantae, Streptophyta, Magnoliopsida, Ericales, Ebenaceae. Gene Ontology annotation, biological process: mRNA splicing, via spliceosome. The coding region runs from base 182 to 925 and encodes 247 amino acids. Gene Ontology annotation, molecular function: zinc ion binding; RNA binding. The transcript has 6 exons.
UUACAAGCCCAUAUCCAAGUUGAAGGGACAUUUCAGCCUCCAAGGGCUCCCAUUGAGUCGUUAGGGCUUAAUUGCCUCUGUAUAUCUAUCAAUUGAUUUGAAUUUCACGAUUCAUCUUAAUCCGUCGAACCGAGCGAACUUCGAAUCCUCGAUCAAUUUUCUUCCUACUUCUCCUGCAGCUAUGACUGAGUACUGGGUUAGUCAAGGCAACAAAUGGUGUGAUUUUUGCAAAAUUUAUAUAUCCAACAACCCUGCUAGUAUCAGAAACCACGAACUUGGUCAGCGUCACAAGGAUAAUGUUUCCAAGAGGCUUACUUCUAUGAGACAAGAGAAAGCUGCCAAAGAGAAGGAACAAAAGGAAGCAGCUCAUGCCCUUGAACAAAUUGAAGCGAAAGCCAAGCGCAGCUACCAGAAGGAUAUAUCAGCUGUCAGAGAAGCCAGAGAUUCUGAUGCAAUUCCUGGAGAAGAGUGGGAGUAUGAUGGCUCUUCAGGCUAUUGCUACAAUCAAAGUAAUGGCUGUUACUAUGAUCCAAAGUCUGGCUUCUACUAUACUGAUGCUUUAGGCAGGUGGGUGACUCGUGAAGAGGCACUUGCUGCAUCUCAAGCUUCUUCAGGUUCAGUACAGAAAAAGCCAAUCCUGAAAAGGCCAUCGUCAUCUUCAGAGGGCGGGUCAUCUUCUGAAAACAAAGUGACUGCAAAAUCUAAAAAUGGAACUGCACCUGGACCGGUUGUUUUGGCAGCUCUGAACCCCAUGAGAUCUGUUAAAGCUGCACCUUCAUCUCUGACCGUUAAUAAGCGAAAAAGGCAAAAUCAGAAACCAAAGGUUGUAUCUGAAGAGGAAGCAGCUGCACUUAAAGCAAGGGAAGCUGCAAGAAAAAGAGUUGAAGAUAGAGAGGCACCAUUGCUUGGCCUUUAUAGACCCUGACUGCAAAUGCUCCUGCAAAGACUUGCUACUUUACUGUCAUGGCUGCCCUCAUAUUAUCUGGACGAAGUCAAGGCCAACCGGUUUUUUUCUGGGUCAGGUAUUAGUAGUUCUUGAUUGAGAUAAGUGAAGAAGAGAAAUUGAGUCUGUACAAUAAGUCUGGUAGACAGGUGUGUUAUGUCAUGGAAGAUCUUCAUCUUCCUGCGUUGUGUAUUUUCAUCUGUUGGUCAAAGGCCUUUUGCCGUGUA